This is a messenger RNA of Aspergillus wentii DTO 134E9, 1734 nucleotides long. RefSeq names its product DUF5102 domain-containing protein. The coding region runs from base 1 to 1734 and encodes 577 amino acids. NCBI's taxonomy places the organism in Eukaryota, Fungi, Ascomycota, Eurotiomycetes, Eurotiales, Aspergillaceae. The record is from RefSeq and is a predicted model, not a curated record. The transcript has 4 exons.
AUGUCGGAGCGGCACUCCCGUCCGUCCAGUCCGUACUUGGAGCCACCAAGCAAGAGCUUCGAGGGCGAAGACAUCGGGGUUCAGGAAUCUGCGUCUAAUAGCGACGAAGAACAUUUCUCAGACGCCACUGAGGGCAAUCAACAUUCUCAUUCCCGUUCGCCUUCCGGUCGCACAUCCCCUGUCCCGCGGACUCGGGUCGAGAAAGUGGACGAGGAUCCAUCCCACGGCGACGUUCCCGGGACCCCUGCGUAUGAGAAGAGAGGACAGGAUGCUGUCCCCGAUGAGAUUGAAGUGAUCCCCGAGGGCUCGCGCAGUAGAAGCCAUUCUGCUGCGGGGUCGCAGGGCCGCUCACCAAGUCCGGGGGCUAUUCCCCGAACACUUGUCGAAAAGAUCGAUCCCAGCGAACCAGCACAUGGCGAAGUCCCGGGAACAGCUGCAUAUGAACAGCGCAAGGCAGACGCAGUGCCUGAUAUUGUGACGACGGUUCCAGAGUCUGACGACAAGCCGCCGUCACCCAGUGCGGAAGCAAGUGAGCCCAACGCCGCGGAUGUGGAUGUGCCGGAAACUCUUCUUUCGCGUGUCGAUUCCAUUCCAAAUGAGGAUGGAAAGCCACGCCAGCGAGCGCAUAAAAGAAGUCCCAGCGAUGCUUUGCCGGAUUCGACUGAGACAAUCCAGGAUGUCCCAGCACAGGAUGUCAGGGAACGAUUGACCAAUUCAGAUUCGACGACCUCGCUGUCAAAUAGCCCAGAAAACCGAGAUCAGCCAUCCUUGACGGAAAGCAACAACGAUCACAAUGAUUCUAACGAUGAUGAUGCUGGCAAUGUUGACACAGAGAACGCGACCCACCCAGGGCCCUCCCAGGAUGAAGCACCUAUGGAUGACUUUGAUGACUUUGCGGAAGAACAAGACGACAUGGGAGAUGACGAUUUCGGGGACUUUGACGAUGGAUUCCAGGAAGGAGAGAUCGCUGAUUCCGAGAACAUGGAUCAGGGUGACGUGAAUCCUCCGCAACCUCCCCCUCCUUCAGUCCCUCCUCUUGUAGAAUUUGAUACCUUUAGAUCUCUUCCCCACCUCUUUGCUGCCCUGGAGUCUCCCCUCGACGAUCUCUUCCCCGCCUCUAAAAACGUAUCCUCACUACCUCCGGUUGAACCCAUUCCGAACUCAUCUGCCAUCUUCAGCACCGAACGUUCCUUGUCCUUGUGGUCCCAACUUGUUGCGCCUCCCCCCUUGCAACCCCAGAAUUGGGUCAAGUCUCGAAUUCGCCGACUGUUCCUGGUAUCGUUAGGGGUUCCUGUUGAUUUGGAUGAGAUCCUUCCGGCGUCAAAACAAAAGAAGCUCGUCUUGCCGUCGAUCAAUCUGGACGGCUCAGAAAGCACUAGCCUUGACGGCCCUCAAGGUCAAGCCAAAAAAGAUGGCUUGCAAGGUGGCCCUGAGAACGCUGGCACGUCAAGUACAGCAAGUCGAUCGAGAACGUCACGCCGUCGCGAUGCACCACCACCUGAAUUGGAUCUAUCUGCGGUCCGACGAUUAUGUGCAACCACGGAUGCGGCGUUGGGUGGGCUCACUGAACCCGAACUAAAAGGUCAUGUCACAGAGUUGGAGCAAGUCACACUUCGAGCCAGCACGGUUCUAGAGUAUUGGCUCAAGCGACGAGAUGGACUUGUCAGUGAAAAGGAGGCGUUUGAGGGUGUGAUUGAAAAUUUGGUCAGUCAUGCCAGACGAGUAAGGAAGUAA